AUGGCUAAAAACGUGCUCGGAGACUCCAAAUUUAGUCGAUUUACAAAGUUAAAUUCUGACGAGACGUCCAGUUUGAGUCCACUGGUGACCCUGGAGGUGGAGACCAAAGGCGCGUGCGCACUGCAGUGUCACCAAGACGCCAGCUGCAAGGUUAUUGCAGUUGGGCCUGCGACAAAGUUUGGUGUUUCAUGUAGCCUGUAUAGCAAGUACAGAGAGAUAGAAGGACAUAUUAUUUACACGGACAAUACGUAUUUUGCUAAGGUUGCUUCCGAUUGUAGCGAUGAACCGGGGUACAAUGGGUUAAUGAAAAUUUCACCUCCUGGUUUUAACGGCGCCCCUGUAACCGUAUGGUGUUCUUUCGGAUGGACUUACAUCCAGAGGCGGACAGGACCCGAGCUGAACUUUGACCGCACUUGGGACGAAUACCGCGCAGGCUUCGGUUUUAACCAAGGGGACCACUGGGUCGGCAACGAACUCGUCCAUGCGAUCACAUACGGCAAAUCCUACCGACUGAAAGUCCGCCUUGAUUCAUACAACAACAACACCUACUACAUCACGUACGACGACUUUUAUCUCGAAAGCGAAGACCAAAACUACGCGCUGAACUUGGAUCCAAAUACUUUCGUCGGGAGCAUCGGCGAUAGUUUCGCACCCAAUGUAGGGCAACCGUUCACGACGUUGGACAGGAACAACGCAGGGAAUAGUUGUGUGGGGACAGCUUUAGGGGGGUGGUGGUACAUUGGGUGUGGUUAUGUCAUGCUAACAGCCCGAUAUCCGGACGACCCGUAUUGUGCAUCCAUUCCACUGAAAUGUUUCAAGUAUUCUGGGAUCACUAAUAAUAACUGUGAUACCGGGUGCUUGUUACGAGGCUCUGUCAUGAUGAUAAAACCGGUAUAA
Molecule: messenger RNA, 897 nt
Organism: Lingula anatina
Lineage: Eukaryota; Metazoa; Brachiopoda; Lingulata; Lingulida; Lingulidae
Product: angiopoietin-2-like
Source: RefSeq, a predicted model, not a curated record